UAUAUUCUAUUCAUAUGAUUCUCCCCACAUUCCCUCACUAAUAUUUUCUGCAACUGAGGAAGGUCGUAUUGGCUGUAUACCAUACACGUUCCCUUCUCCAAUCAAACAAGCUAUCAUACUCACAAUCAUCUGAUUACUGGGGAAGGCAGUUGCAAAUUUUCCUCUGUUAUAUAUAUUUGUUACCAUCUCCUUGUUUCGCAAUUCCCACCUACACCAAGCAUUAUGGCUACUGCUUCGGUUUACCAGGUGCAGACCUCUCCGCUGAGUGAGGCUCAGGAGUGUCUGCUGCAGGUUGUUGACGGAGAUGAAGAACCGGUGGCGGCGGCUGUGGCAGAGUCUGGAUUGAAGUUUCGGAUUCGUGAUCUUAGGAAAGUGUCUGACGCGGGGGUUUCUAUUCUGAAUGGAAUUAAUGCGGAUAUUCCUAAAGGCAUGAUUGUUGGGAUUAUUGGGCCGAGUGGGAGUGGCAAGUCUACCGUGCUUCGGUCGCUUAAUCGGCUCUGGGAGCCCCCGAAGGGCACCGUGUUUUUGGAUGGCCGGGAUAUUCUUGAUAUCGAUGUUCUUAGUCUCCGCCGGAAAGUCGGCAUGCUCUUCCAGCUCCCCGCUCUCUUCGAAGGCACGGUUGCUGAUAAUAUACGAUUUGGGCCUCAGCUCAAGGGACAGAAAUUGACAGAUAGUGAGGUUUACAAGCUGCUGACUCUUGCAGACCUUGAUUCCUCCUUCUACAACAAGAAUGGUAAUGAAUUAUCUGUAGGUCAAGCUCAAAGAGUUGCCCUUGCUAGAACCCUAGCUAAUGAUCCAGAGGUUUUGCUGUUGGAUGAGCCAACUAGUGCUUUGGAUCCUAUAUCGACACAGAACAUAGAGGAUUGCAUAGUGAAGUUGAAGAAGAAGGGGAUGACUGUGAUGAUGGUUUCUCAUAGUAUCAAGCAAAUCCAGAGGAUUGCAGAUGUGGUUUGCCUCCUUGUGAAUGGUGAGAUUGUUGAAAUCUUAAGCCCUGAUAAGCUCUCUGAAGCCAAACAUCCCAUGGCACUCAGGUUUCUUGAAUUGAGUUCUUAAAAUCACAUUAUGUUGUCUCUAUAAUGCAAGAUACAUCCUUUUGGUCUAAUCAUCCAGAAAACUAUGAAAUCUUACCACUCUUGAAAAUUAAGUGAAUUGUAGAUCCGUUCUCAAUGAAGUUUGAUGUUUUGCUUUCUGGGUUUAUUUAUAUUCUGCUAAAGUUUGUAUCUUUAACAAAUUAGGAAUUGUGAGGAAAAACUACAUUUUUAUUUAUUUUCUAUGCAAACUUGCAAAGGCAACAGUAAGUUUUCUGAUUUUU
Messenger RNA from Rubroshorea leprosula, 1312 nucleotides. Lineage: Eukaryota; Viridiplantae; Streptophyta; Magnoliopsida; Malvales; Dipterocarpaceae. The record is from the annotation of a GenBank genome assembly.